AUAAUUAACUCUUUUGCCGAAUAACUGUAUACCGAUACAUUCAUAGUAUUUUACCUUUGCGUCUGUAUGCAAUUCAAAACUUCUUUUUAUGUUGACUCCCGAGUUGCGUCUACUUAUAUUUAUCAUAUCAAAUAUAAACUGACAUACAUUAAAUCGAUUGUUAUAUUCAAAAGUCGAUAUAUAGCAGCCUGAAUCCUGAUAUUUCGUAUCUCUACCCGUGGUGAUAUCGGUUGUUGCAUCAUCAGUAAAGGCAAAAUGGCAGAAAAAAUAGUCCCCGUAGUCAAGGCUGAGGAAGAAGAGGUCGAGGAAGAAGAAUUAGUGGACCCACAGGGAGCACUCAGGGAACAAUGUGCCCAGAAAGCUGAUGCCCAAAAUUUGUGGGGCAAAUACCAAGAGUGUAAUGACCGUGUAAACUCCCGAUCCAACACUGCUGAGACCUGUGAAGAGGAACUCAUUGACUACCUCCAUGUCCUGGACAAAUGCGUCACCAAAGACUUGUUCAAGCGGUUAAAGUAAUUAGAUUUAUAUCUGCCUAGAACAUUUUGCUGUUACCAUACAUUUAUUUCAAGGGCAGAAUGUAGUUGUUAGCAAAUUUAUUUAUGCAAUCAGAGUGGAUCAGGAUGUUAAUGUUUAUUUGUAAAUAAAUCAAAACCGGUUUC
This is a messenger RNA of Manduca sexta (tobacco hornworm), 659 nucleotides long. RefSeq names its product cytochrome b-c1 complex subunit 6, mitochondrial. NCBI's taxonomy places the organism in Eukaryota, Metazoa, Arthropoda, Insecta, Lepidoptera, Sphingidae. The transcript has 3 exons. The record is from RefSeq and is a predicted model, not a curated record. Gene Ontology annotation, biological process: mitochondrial electron transport, ubiquinol to cytochrome c. The coding region runs from base 256 to 516 and encodes 86 amino acids.